UUUCGUAAUCAACAAAAAUCAAUGGCGAGACUCUUCGUCUCCAUCCCUAUGCUAACGGCAUCGUCGGCGUUUUCUCAGCCUCUGUUUCAGCAGCCGGCGAGAAAUUUCGUCGAUGUAGGGACGGGGGUACCAUGUCUUAAUCGGCGAAUCAGCGACUGUUCUGUGGUGGCGCGAGCAGGGCCCAGUACGAGUAGCUACUUGCUCGCGUUCGCAAUUCCCGCUACUCUUAUAGCCGCCACUGUUUUCACUUCAGCCAAAAUCGCUGAUAAGCUCGACGAUGACUUCCUCGAGGAUAUUGCGUUGAACCAAGCGAUAAAAGCAGCAGAAGAUGGAGAGAAUGGUCAAGGUGAAACCUCUCUGGACGAUUUGAUUAAAGAACCUGUGCUUCAACGAACCCGUAAACGGCCGAAGCGUGAAGUUUAAGCAAAACACA
Brassica oleracea var. oleracea is the source of this 433-nucleotide messenger RNA. RefSeq lists its product as uncharacterized. The transcript has 2 exons. Lineage: Eukaryota; Viridiplantae; Streptophyta; Magnoliopsida; Brassicales; Brassicaceae. The record is from RefSeq and is a predicted model, not a curated record. The coding region runs from base 22 to 423 and encodes 133 amino acids.